Molecule: messenger RNA, 2973 nt
Organism: Erpetoichthys calabaricus (reedfish)
Lineage: Eukaryota; Metazoa; Chordata; Cladistia; Polypteriformes; Polypteridae
Gene: gask1a
Product: golgi associated kinase 1A
Exons: 5
Coding region: 441-2084 (547 amino acids)
Cellular component (GO): Golgi apparatus
Source: RefSeq, a predicted model, not a curated record
GGGAGCUUUAAGAUCUGAUUGGCUUCACACACCACAAAAAAAAAGGGAAAAAAAAGAAACGUGCGCUCCGUGCUCGCAUUGUUUGGGUGAAAUGCCGGCUUUGCAAACUAUUCGAGGUGCACUUGGCGGAACCUUUGGUGCGGUUGUGGAAGCCCGUCAUUGUUCUCUUGUGUUAGCUGCUCAAGGAGUUAAAGAAAACUUUUUUUUUGGGAGUCUCGGAAUGCCUGAAAGGACGUGUAUGUACGUGAAAACGAGUUUAGGGGGAGGAGAAGGAAUUUGAGGACCUGGGCGGACAAGCGAGAAAGAGAGAGAGAGAGAGCGAGCGAGCGACUCCCCUCCGGUGUGAAGAGCGCUGCGGGACUCGAGCGGCACUCACGUCUGAAUGCGGACAGCUGAGGAGAGCUGCCGUGCCACGGUAGGCCUCACGGCUUUGGCUGAAGAUGCGUUGCAGGAGGAAGUCCACUGUGACUGUCAUUUUCCUUCUAACCCUGGCCUUAAUCACGAUUGGCAACUUCCCUUCCCUUCCACCAGAACAAUAUACCGUCUUGAACUUGGAACCCCAUGGAGAUCAACCAUGGCUAAGGGGAAGCGUGAAGAAGAGGGUCCAGAGUCGGCUUCAGAAGUUUGACCACCGACAUUUCAAAGCCGUGAAGUUGGAUGAAGCCGCCAGACGAAUCUCAGAUGAGAACUUUCAACCCAAAAUAAAGGGCGGCCAGAGGAAAACUCCCAAGGAUACCCCUGGUAGCAACGCAGAGAAGUCCAGUAGAGACCUUAAAAAGCAGGUUAAGCCCCGAAAGCCUCAUAAAGGUCCGGUCCACCAGCUGUCUUUAUCAAAAGUGCGGGAUGACCCUCUGCUUAGCCAGAAAGUGGCAAAAGAUCAAAGAUUCACAACUAGUGGAGAGGUCACGAAGAUACGUCUUCUGAGAAGUCUUGCAGGAGAUCAGGGUGUUAGUCAAGACAGGGCCAAAUGGGAUUCUAAUCCCUCAAAAAAUGAAUCCAAUGCCCCCUAUGGGGGCGGCGCGUAUCGUAUGGAGAAACCAAAGCUACGGCUAUCUUUGAGGUGCAAGGAGACCAGAGAGGAUCUGUCCAAGAUGGAUCCCAGGGAGAGCAUUAGGAUUGGCAAAGAGCCUCCACCUUGGCUCAGUCUAGAUGACGUCAAGAAAAUGAAACUACUGGCCACCGCCGACGUUGUUGGGAAAGCUAGAGUGCCCGCCCAUGGACAGUUACUUAAAGUGGGUUUUGGGAAGGAGUUGUCCAAGUCACCAGAACAUGUUGACAGUAACUGUGCCCGAGGCCUGUGUGGCCUAAUCAAGCGCCCUGAAGACUGGUUUGAAGUUUUUGCUUUUCACCUGGACAGGGUUUUGGGUCUGAACAGGAGUCUGCCCAGCGUCAUGCGGAACUUUCACAGCGAAAUUCUGCCCUACAAGUUCACGAGGGGGCCAGCAAGGCCAGUAGUGUGGUGGGACCCGACCAUUCAGCACUUGACCGACGUGAACAAUGAUCAGAACUCCUUCCCCCUCACAUGGCUGCAGUACCAGGAGCUGCUCAAGAGGAGGUGCAACGUCACAGGCGACCCCCAGCCCUCUCCGCCUUGUGUGGGGGUCCGACACUCCGAGUGGGGCAGACUUGCUGUGUUUGAUUUCCUGCUACAGGUGAACGAUCGUCUGGACCGCUACUGCUGUGGAUUCAAGCCGGACCCCUCAGAGCCCUGCGUCGAGGAGAAACUCCACGAAAAGUGUCGAAACCCCAAAGAGCUGGUGUUGGUGCACAUUCUGGUCAGGACGUCGGACCCAGUUCAACUGGUCUUUAUCGACAAUGCGGGCAGACCACAGCACCCGGAAGAUAAUCUCAACUUUCGCAUUUUAGAAGGAAUUGAUGAAGUUCCUCAGACGGCAGUUUCUGUGCUCCGAUCGGGAUGCUUGGAGAGCAGGCUCCUCCAGUCUCUCUACACGGACAAGAUCUUCUGGGAAAGUCAAGGACAAACGCCUGGGAUCAAACGCCUCAUCAACACCAUCGAGCGAAGAGGAAAGCUCCUGCUGAAAUACGUGCGCGACCACAAGCUUAAACUCGGCCUGGACCGCUAGUCUGUUGGACCACCUCUGUGGCCUGGCGCUCGAGUUCACCGCCUGGACAAGAUGGGUCUCUCCACGCUCACCUUGCAGGUCGUCACCUACGCUUUUGUCAAGUGGGGGUGUACGGUUUGCAGGAGUCACAGUCGUGGCCCCUUGAGGUGUGGAAUGAAAUUGGUUUUGGAAGUGAAUGAGCCUCCUGGAGGGAAGCUACAAGGUGGUGUGACGCUCCUUCAUUCAGGUUAUGGUGGACGUCUUAUUAGCGGUGCUACAUGAUUAACGUUGUCGUAAGUGUACUUUGUGCUGAGUCCCGUCUUUUGUAGCGUUGUCCUGUUUACAUGGUCUGUGUGUUUAUGUGAAAUAUGGUCCCCUGGAAACAAAGGGGGGGAAGGAUAACACCGUGAAACCGUGGUCCCUCAUGAUAAUUUGUCCUGUCAAUCCCAUCAUCUGCAUGCAGGCCAUUUACUAUUUAAACAGGAGGACAACAAAAUUUGUAAAAAUUCCCAUUUUACUAUACCGACGCUUCAUUGCAGAGCCAGGAGAAAGCGGUGAUCCAGAUCACUGACGCCUUCUUCUGCUUGCCACUUUCAACACCUGACAACGGAAAACCUCGGGAUUCUGGACUGCGCCGACGCACAGAGGAUAAGCACGGUGAGACUGUGUCUUGAUGGCUUGCACCUCUCGCCAAACAACAUUUUCAUCCGUAUAUAAUUGCUGAACAAGGCUCACAAACGUUAUUCAUCUUCCGUUUAAUUUUCUGGACUUCUAUGUGCAUUUCGUGUUUUGAGUGUGUCUCACUGAUUUUGUGUUCAGUGUGGGGUCAAGGGAAGGUUCGUGUAGUACAGGUGCUGGUCAUAAAAUUAGAAUAUCAUGACACAGUUGAUUUAUUUCAGUAAUUCAAUUC